This is a messenger RNA of Coregonus clupeaformis (lake whitefish), 4137 nucleotides long. RefSeq names its product heat-stable enterotoxin receptor. Gene Ontology annotation, biological process: cGMP biosynthetic process; intracellular signal transduction; receptor guanylyl cyclase signaling pathway. NCBI's taxonomy places the organism in Eukaryota, Metazoa, Chordata, Actinopteri, Salmoniformes, Salmonidae. The record is from RefSeq and is a predicted model, not a curated record. The coding region runs from base 556 to 3816 and encodes 1086 amino acids. Gene Ontology annotation, molecular function: peptide receptor activity; protein kinase activity; guanylate cyclase activity. The transcript has 27 exons.
CGUGCUAUCUCACUGACAUUGGAGCGCUCAAUGGUGGAUCUAUUGCCUUCGCUACUGCUUCAAACCUUUCUACCUUUCUACUAAUAUCAGAGGGUUGUCUACUUUUUGUUAAUUUACCCUUAAUUUAAUCCACAGAGUUGGUUGAGCUGACAUAAACAACUUCACCUCUUUUAACCUUUUUUUUUUCAACGUUAUUUUUAUCCUGUUUUUUCUUGUUUUACCUCAGCUCUGGUAGGAGUGUCUCCUGUGAGUGUUCAUUUGUUUUUCGUUUUUGAAGGUCUAACCAUUGUUUUUCAUUUUAUAUUUAGCCUAUCUAAGAAUUGAAGUAAGUUACUCAUAAAAAAUAAAAUCAUAAUUACAUUCCGAUUUUUUAACAAUCUUUUCUCUUUUUACUAGUUCUAACUUUUUUACCUUUUUGGUUUGGAGUGGCCUGCAGCCCUUAAGGGGGUGUCUUCAAAGAUGUUAAUAAUUUCUACAUCUGGAUUUAGAUAGUGGAGUCUUUUUUACAGUCUUUUUUACAGUCUUUUUUACAGUCCUGUUCUAUACAGCAUCAAAAUGCUGCAUUCACAUUGUUUUCUGUGCGUUGGAGUCUUAUUUGUGGCACUUGUUGAGAGCCGAAUGCUGGACAAAUGCAUGAAAUCAAAACCCAAAUACACCAUGAACGUUGUACUUUUGGAGGAUGAAACCUCAGACUGGAGCCUAGUGUUUGUAAGGGAUGCAGUGGUGCAAGCAAUUAAAGCGGACAGGCAACUGAACAUUGCAGCAGGUUUGAACAUCACAUUAACGGCUAAUUUCAGAGGGUUCAACACCACGCUGUACAAACGCAGGGGCUGUGGGAGCAGCACCUGUGAGGGAGUGGAGAUACUCAAGUCCCUGCAUGCUAAAGGUGAGGUGGGAUGUGCCAUGCUGGGACCUUCCUGUACAUUUGCCACUUUCUUUAUGGUGGAUGUGGAGAUAGGCCUGACCUUGACUAUCCCCAUCAUCUCUGCUGGGAGCUUCGGUCUGUCCUGUGACUACAAGGCCAACCUGACCCGCCUGCUGCCCCCGGCACGCAAGAUCUCCAACUUCUUUGUCCACUUCUGGAACUUCACCAGACAUGGUCUGAAGACACUCUGGGAGAGGGCUUAUGUCUACAAGAAGGCAGACCAAACUGAAGAUUGUUUUUGGUACAUCAAUGCUCUGGAGGCACCCUCGGUCCAGUUUGCUAUGUCAAUCUCAAGAGAGAUGCUACGCAGCAAGACAGAGCUAAAGAAAGCUCUUCAGUCUGAAAACAGACACAGCAACGUAUUCAUUCUCUGUGGAACCCCAGAUGACAUCACCACUAUAAAGAACGAUACAACGAUUCCCCCAGAAAUUGUCUUCAUCCUCAUCGAUAUCUAUAACCACGGGUAUCACACUAACAUGACUGCCAGCCCAAGCAUGGACAAUGUUCUGGUGCUCACCUUGCCUGAGAGACAAUACAACAACACAAUAGUUUACAACAGCACGGAGUUAAAUGACUAUGUGGCAGGGUACCAUGACAGUGUGUUGCUCUUUGGCCAUGUGCUGAGGCAGAGGUUGACCAGUGAGCUGAGAGGCAGAGCGACACAGCCCCCUGCCACGGAUCUUCCCGAUGUAAACCCCUUCAGGAAUGUCUCCUUUCAAGGUAUGGGGGGACACUACGUGCUGGAUGAGAAUGGGGACAGGGACGUGAACUUCUCUGUGAUAUACACCUCCACUAUCGAUAAACAGUACAAAACCCUGUUUGUGUUUGAUACGUCCAUAAAUGAGACCAGAGUGGAGGACAGCACCCCCUCACUGCCCUGGCCUGGGUCCCAACUGCCAGAUGACAAGCCAAUCAAUCCUAACGGUCUGCCGAUAAAGGAUAUCAUUGUGAUCGUCCUGAGUGUCAGUGUUGCGGUGGUGACUGCCAUCGCUCUGAUCUUCUACAGGCAGAACAUGAAGGAACGUCAGAACCAAAAGAGGUGGUCCCACAUCAGCCCAGACCUGAUUGAUCCGCUGGAUGGGAAAGAGUUAAGCCUGGUCUCACUGAAGAUUGAUGAAGACAACAGGAAGGACAGCUGUUACCAGAUUCGCAGGGGUCGCUAUGACAAAAAGCCCGUGAUCCUGAAGGAGCUGCAACACACAGACGGCAACUUCAGUGAGAUCCAGAGGAUCGAGCUCAACACUCUCCUGUGUAUUGACUACUACAACCUGACCAAGUUCUAUGGCACGGUGAAGUUUGAGUAUGGCCUGUUUGGAGUGUUUGAAUUCUGUGAGAGGGGAUCCCUGAGGUAUGUCCUUAAUGACACAAUCUCCUAUCCUGAAAACACCUUCAUGGACUUGGAAUUCAAGAUAUCAGUUAUGUAUGACAUAGCUAAGGGCAUGUCCUACCUCCACUCCAGCAACAUUGAGGUCCAUGGCCGACUGAAGUCCUCUAACUGUGUGGUGGACAACCGCAUGGUGGUCAAAAUCACAGACUUUGGCUGCAACACCAUCCUCAGCCCCUGCAAAGACUUGUGGACGGCUCCAGAACACCUCCGGAAGCAGGGGAUCUCCCAGAAGGGGGACGUCUACAGCUUUGCCAUCAUCGCUCAGGAGAUCAUACUGAGGAAGAACCCCUUCUUCACCCAGGCCUGCUCCGACAAUGCAGAGAAGCUGUACAUGUUGCAGUACCCAAGUGGCACUGGCUUCUUCAGGCCAGAUCUAAACUUUGAGACAGCAGCAGAAAACGAGGCAGAGCUUUACAUGCUGAUAAAGAACUGCUGGGAAGAGGACCCGGAGAGGAGGCCAGACUUCAAGAAGAUAGAGGGAUCUCUGGGUAAGAUAUUCAGCAACCUGCACAACCAGGCUAAUGAGAGCUACAUGGAUAACCUGAUCCGCCGGCUGCAGAUGUACUCCAGGAACCUGGAGCACCUAGUGGAGGAGAGGACCUAUCUGUACAAGGCUGAGAGGGACAGGGCUGACAGACUCAACUUCCUGCUCCUGCCAGCCCCAGUGGUGCGUUCCCUGAAGGAGACGGGCAGUGUGGAGCCAGAGCUGUUUGAUGAGGUGACGGUCUACUUCAGCGACAUUGUGGGCUUCACCACCCUGUGCCAGUACAGCACGCCCAUGGAGGUGGUGGACAUGCUCAACGACAUCUACAAGAACUUUGACAGGAUCCUCGACCACCAUGAUGUAUACAAGGUGGAGACGAUCGGUGAUGCGUACAUGGUGGCGUCGGGGUUGCCGCGGCGGAAUGGCAACCGGCACGCAGUGGACAUCGCCCACAUGGCCCUGGACAUCCUGGCUUUCGUAGGGACCUUCCAGCUCCAACACCUACCGGGCAUACCCCUGUGGAUCCGCAUCGGGGUGCACUCAGGGCCGUGUGCGGCGGGUGUGGUGGGGAACAAGAUGCCACGUUACUGUCUGUUUGGAGACACAGUCAACACUGCCUCACGCAUGGAGUCCACAGGCCUGCCACUAAGAAUCCAUGUCAGCCAGCCCACCAUAAACAUCCUCCAACGGACAGACUGCAAGUUUGAGUAUGAGCAGAGAGGAGAGACCUUCCUGAAGGGUAAAGGCAAUGAGAUGACAUACUGGUUAACAGGGAUGACAGGGACAGAAUACAACCUGCCAACGCCCCCGACAGCGGAGAACUUCCAAAGGCUACAGCAGGACCUGUCUGAAAUGAUUGUGUCCAGCCUGGAGAACAGAGGGCCGGGGACCAACGGCAUGGAGAAGAGGAAGACCCUCUCCACCAGAAACAGGAGGAGGGAGACCAACGGGAGCCGGGAGGACGGCCUGCCAGAGUACCUGCACCUGGCCAUCACAGACAUUCCCAGCACCUACCUGUAGUCACCCAGGACCAGACUGCCUCCUGUGGAGAUACAGGGCUACUACACUCUGUCAAACGGUGACAGUGGAGUCAAGUAGCCUUAAAUUCACCUGAUACAAUAGCUACAGUAUAGCCUUCUACAUAGGAAACCUGACUAUUUCCGAAUGAAUUUCUGGGUAAAAGACGUGGCUUUCUGGUUUGAGCUAAAGGUUAUUUUGGGUCACAUGAGCAGAAUUAUUGGUGACGUUCCAUAAAUAUAAUAUGAUAUUGAGCAGACGCUUUUAUCCAAAGCGACUUACCGUCAUGCGUGCGUACAUUUAUUUUAUUUUUUUGUGUAUGGG